This is a messenger RNA of Colletes gigas, 1455 nucleotides long. It is a transcript of the gene Ubc10, whose product is annotated as ubiquitin-conjugating enzyme E2 L3. NCBI's taxonomy places the organism in Eukaryota, Metazoa, Arthropoda, Insecta, Hymenoptera, Colletidae. The coding region runs from base 331 to 810 and encodes 159 amino acids. The transcript is spliced from 4 exons. The record is from RefSeq and is a predicted model, not a curated record.
UACAGAUAAUUCUUAGGUAAACUUUAAUCGUACAUAGCAGUGUACAGAAUAUAUAUGUGUAGUGCAGCUACAUGCGCGUGUACUCGUACAGCUGGACGAAUAAAUGGGAUAACGAUUCUAUUCGCAUAAUCGACAGUAAAUAUCUAUAUUCGCAUCGAUACAAAGGCAGUAUUGUAACACGAAAUACGAUUAAGAAAUAUUUGUAAAAUUUCGUUUUUGUACAAUUUUUCUUACGGAACGCUGGGGAAUUUUCGGGGACAGAACAUAGUUGCAAGCCAUCUCUAAAGAGCUUGACAAGUUUUGCUAGUUUUAGUGGAAUUUAUUUUCAAAAUGGCAGCUAUAAGAAGAUUGCAAAAGGAACUCUGUGAUAUAAGAGCGACGUUGAUGAAACAUUUUACAAAUAUCCAAGUAGACGAAUCGAAUAUUCUUACUUGGCAAGGCCUUAUACUGCCGGAUAACCCACCAUAUAAUAAAGGGGCAUUUCGUAUUGAAAUAAAUUUUCCUGCAGAAUAUCCAUUUAAACCCCCGAGAAUAAACUUCAAGACAAAAAUAUAUCAUCCUAACGUGGAUGAAAAAGGACAAGUAUGCUUGCCGAUCGUAAGUGCUGAAAAUUGGAAACCGGCUACAAAGGCGGAUCAAGUUGUACAAGCUUUGAUAGCGUUAGUGAAUGAUCCAGAACCGGAACAUCCGUUGAGGGCAGAUCUUGCAGAAGAAUUUCUAAAGGAUAGGAAAAAAUUUUUAAAGAACGCAGAGGAAUUUACAAAAAAGCACGCGGAAAAAAGGCGAGAGUCAUCUUCCUCCAACGAAUAACCAUGAGUGGCUCUACUCACCAUGAUGCCUGCCGCCCGACAGCUAAUUUAAUUCAAGCCAACAUAGACUUAUGUGUUACAUGAAAACAAGUUGAGAUACAUGUGUACAGUAUUGGUUAAUUACCAACAAUGAUAUGAAUACGUGCAAAUUGUAAUGUUUAUAAAGUGGAUUAAUGAACUUGUCAGAGCAAAGUAAAUUAUGAUAAACUAACUGUAUGAUAUUGUAUACAAUUCGUAUUUGCAACCGUUACGUGAUCACGUUCUGUACGAUUUUUAAAGGCUUGAAGAGUAUCGCCUGUUCUUUUCUUUCUGCUGCCAGCGAAGCAGUAACAAUUUUAAAACGUUGCAUUUACAUCUAAUAGUGGGAAAUACAUUCUUGCAACUUUAAUUUUGUCGAUACAUAUCAAUCGAGCCUGUAAACAUUAAACAAUCGUCAUGAAUGUACAUAAAUUUGCGUGAUUAUUGGAAAUCAAGUUGAUAUUAUAAUCGCAUUUUGAUGUUAAUUCUGGUAAUGAUAUAUUUCUAUAGUGUUAUAUUGAAAACUUGAUUUCACCUUUUAAUGUACAAUAUUAAUUUCUAACUCAGUAAUCUCCUAAAUAAUAUAUAAAACUCCGGUAAUCCCCCUAAAUGAUAUUAAUUUUUAACU